Molecule: messenger RNA, 717 nt
Organism: Paramormyrops kingsleyae
Lineage: Eukaryota; Metazoa; Chordata; Actinopteri; Osteoglossiformes; Mormyridae
Source: RefSeq, a predicted model, not a curated record
AUGGAAGGACCGAGCAAGCUCACUGCAUCAGUCACUGCACUGCAGCUCAGGUCACUGCUGCCGAGCGCUGCCUACGCCGCUGCCGUGAGCACCUACUACGUCGUCUCCGAGAGCACUGCCAACGCUGCCGCAGUACGCACCUUUUACACCGCAGCCAAGAGCGCUGCCAACGCUGCCGCUGCGAGCGCUGCCUACGCAGCUGCCGUGAGCACCUGCAACUUCUACGUCGCCGCCGUGAGCGCUGCCUACGCCGCUGCCGUGAGCACCUACUACGUCGUCGCCGAGAGCACUGCCAACGCUGCCGCAGUACGCACCUUUUACACUGCAGCCAAGAGCGCUGCCAACGCUGCCGCUGCGAGCGCUGCCUAUGCAGCUGCCGUGAGCACCUACUACGCCGCCGCCGAGUGCGCUGCCUGCGCCGCUGCUGCCUACGCCGCUUCCCUGAACACCUACUACGCCGCCGCCGAGUGCGCUGCCUGCGCCGCCGCUGCCUACGCCGCUUCCCUGAACACCUACUACGCCGCCGCCGAGUACGCUGCCUGCGUCGCCGCUGCCUACGCCACUUCCCUGAACACCUACUACGCCGCCGCCGAGUGCGCUGCCUGCGCCGCCGCUGCCUACGCCGCUUCCCUGAACACCUACUACGCCGCCGCUGAGUACGCUGCCUGCGUCGCUGCCGUAUGCGCUUCCAAGCUGUGCUCAUCACACCAUUGCUGA